AUGAUCACGCUCUCCCGCGGAAUUCUGUCUCCAAGAAUUGGAGGAAGCUUUUCUGCGACGGCCUUGCCAAUGUUUCACGCGAGAGGAGGAAAGUCGAACAAUGGGAAUUGCAUUUCAGAUGGCGGAUGA
Molecule: messenger RNA, 129 nt
Organism: Colletotrichum costaricense
Lineage: Eukaryota; Fungi; Ascomycota; Sordariomycetes; Glomerellales; Glomerellaceae
Exons: 1
Coding region: 1-129 (42 amino acids)
Source: RefSeq, a predicted model, not a curated record